Messenger RNA from Tachyglossus aculeatus (Australian echidna), 1200 nucleotides. RefSeq names its product olfactory receptor 478-like. The transcript has 2 exons. The record is from RefSeq and is a predicted model, not a curated record. Gene Ontology annotation, molecular function: odorant binding; olfactory receptor activity. Bases 1 to 1200 code for a protein of 399 amino acids. Gene Ontology annotation, cellular component: membrane. Lineage: Eukaryota; Metazoa; Chordata; Mammalia; Monotremata; Tachyglossidae. Gene Ontology annotation, biological process: sensory perception of smell; G protein-coupled receptor signaling pathway.
AUGGCGAAGACGCGGGUGGCGCCCCCUGAUACGGGGCUCAGCACGGUCAGAAUGUUUAUGAUCUGGAGCCUGAUGGGAAGUCUUUGCCUGCCUGUCACGGGGAAUGGUCUUUACUGGGCACAUAUUCUUGAUCCACCCGUCUUCAAACCUAUAACCUGGUGGGAUCCAACACCACCUAUCGGGAAUAACGACACUGAAUGGAUAGGUGGGGUAUGGAUGCCCCCGGCGAUAGACGGAGGGCCUAAUAAUACUGAGUCUUCGUCUUGUACAAAAUGGCUAAAGGGCUACACGUCUAUUAGAGAGUUUGUUAUUUUGGGAUUAAAGGACGAUCCUGUCUUCUGGAUCUUCCUCUUCACAUUGGUUCCCGUGGUUUAUGUUGUCACGGUAAUUGGUAAUCUCAGCAUUAUCAUGUUAAUCAGGGUCACGUCCCAACUUCACACCCCAGUGUACCAUUUUCUGAGACAUUUGGCUUUCAUCGAUUUUUGUUAUUCAUCAACUGUCACACCAAAGAUGCUGAAGAUCUUCUUAGUGGAGAGAGACACAAUAUCCUUUGCUGGCUGUGUUAUCCAGCUCUGUUCUGUCUUUGUCUUUGGGACCUCAGAGGACAUCUUACUGGCUAUGAUGGCAUAUGAGCAUUUUGUGGCCAUCUGCCAUCCCCUGCUCUAUACCGUCUCUAUGUCCAAUAAAGUCUGUGUCCAGCUCAUAGCUACCUCCUAUGUCGGGGGUUGUUUAAAUAGUGUGCUAUUUACCAUUUGUGUGUUUAGUUUAACCUUCUAUAGAUCCAAUGAAAUCAAUCAUUAUUUCUGUGAUUUCCCUCCCUUAGUGGAACUUGCCUGCUCUGAUGUUUACCUGGUUCAAAUCAUUUCUUCCGUCUCUGCUGCCAUCAUAAUAUUUAGCAACGUCCCCACCAUAAUCAUCUCUUAUGUAUACAUCCUCUGUGCCAUCAUGAGGAUCCAGGCAAGUGACGGGAGACAUAAAGCUUUCUCUACUUGCACCUCCCACCUGACGGACAUUAUUCUAUUCUAUGGAACCGUCCCGUUCACAUACAUGCAGACCAGCUCCAGCCACUACUUGGAGCAGAAUAAAGUUAUGUCUCUGUUCUACACAGUGGUGAUCCCCCUGAUGAACUGCCUAAGCGAUACUCUGAGGAACAAGGAUGUGAAAGGGGCAGCGAUAAAGAUAAUGCACAAGUAUGAAUAA